Molecule: messenger RNA, 5997 nt
Organism: Frankliniella occidentalis (western flower thrips)
Lineage: Eukaryota; Metazoa; Arthropoda; Insecta; Thysanoptera; Thripidae
Gene: Glut4EF
Product: zinc finger protein 395
Exons: 9
Coding region: 835-2565 (576 amino acids)
Biological process (GO): regulation of transcription by RNA polymerase II
Cellular component (GO): nucleus
Molecular function (GO): RNA polymerase II cis-regulatory region sequence-specific DNA binding; DNA-binding transcription factor activity
Source: RefSeq, a predicted model, not a curated record
GCGCUGAUCGCUGCGCUGCCAUUCAAAGUGUAGCAGCUGAUCCGAGCGCACCCGUGCCCGUGUCGCUGCCCCGCCCCGCCGCGCCGCGCAACCGCUACAGCCGCCACAGCCCGGCACGCAAGGAGUCGGUCCCGGUGUGAGUCUAGGAGCAGGCGCGCGUGCCCGUGGAUUACCUACGUCGCUCUGCUCCCCUGUGUCUCGCCGCCCCGACGACCCUUGCCCGUGUGCACCGCGGCGCAGUCGUGCAGUGCGACUAUGAGUUCUUUGUGCCGCGCCCGGUGCGUGAGCUGCGCGAGUGCGACCCGUGACCCGGUGGGACCUGGAGACGCGCAGAGCCCCGCUCAGAGCCGGCGGGACAGGCCGAUAGGACAGCCCAUAGGACAGCAGCUCGUGUUGUGUCCCUGGCGCCGGUGCUGCCCAGAGUGAGGCCUGCCGCCCCCCAGCUAGAGGCCCUCCCCGAUAGACUCAGUGUUUUGCGUGUGUCCCAGUGCGCGGCGUGACACGCGGAGGUGACCGCCCGCCCCCCACGAGUCUUAAUUUUCCAGUGUGGAACAAACCGUGUCGUGAAAUCGUGUGAAAGUGUCGUUCCCCCGGGAACCUAGUGUGCUCGGCCGUCGCGCCCUGCUGUUCAAAGCGCCCGCGCCGGCCGGCGACAGGCAGGCGGAGGCCCCGGAGCGCCCCGGCGCGACCGCGACCCCGAGCGCCGCCCCCGUCAGGGCCGGCGUGAUCGUCUCGGGCCGCGCCGCCGCGCCGCCGCUGCCGCUCAGGCGCCGGCGCCAGUGGAAGGCGACGCACGCUGCCCCGCACCAGCGCCGGCACCUUCCCUACAGCACCAUGUCGACGGGCAAGAGGCUGGCCAAGCGCUCCAUCAUCGGCACGCGCGUGUGCGCGCCGGGUGACGACGGCAAGUACUACGCCGGCGUCAUCCACGCCGUCAAGACGCCCGCCGCCGUGCUCCCCGGUGGCGCGGUGGGAGGCGGCGGCCCCGGCCAGGGCGGCCAGGGCCCCGGCGACGAGACCCGCUACUCGGUCCGCUUCGACACGGCCACGUCCUCCAAGCAGCAGCGCCUCACCUUCCGCCGCGAGUUCCGCGAGUCGGAGCUCAUCGGGCCCGGCUUCCGCAGCGUGACGGGCUGCCACCUGCAGCCGGGCCAGCGCGCCUACCUCACCUUCAACGGCCGGGAGGUUGCCGGCGAGGUGCGCUCCCACGACACCGCGCGCGACGAGGUGACCGUCACCAUCUGGCCGCCUGGACACGAGGUGCGUACGGCGCUGCUGCUCCACGAGGCCUCGAUGGAUCUCAAGAAGCGCCUGGACGAAGUGCGCCUCCUGGAGUCCAGGAAGUCAGCCCGCCUCGCCGACUCGGACACAGACUUCGCGCGGCUGGCGGACAUGGGCUCCGGCUCGGAGAGGAAGAGGGCGUCCUCACACAGCAUCGACGUCCCGGCAGUGCAAGGGUCGCGCAAGCGGCGGCCCAGCUCCUCGCAGGACGAGGGCGUGGACAGCGGGCUGGGCCUCGGCCUCGGCCUGGGCGACCCCCGGGGGAUGAUGGACGAGUGCACGGCCGCCCUGGUCCUCAUGAGCCUCUCGUGCAGCCCGCACUCGCCCGGCGUCAACUCUGGUGUGUCCUGGUCCGAGAGGCUGUCGCCGUCGCCGUCCUCGGACGCCUGCUCCUGGCGGUCCGGGACCCCCUCGCCGCCGUUGUCUGAGCCCGGCUCCUGCUACUGGGCACAGGGCACCACGGACGAGGGCAUUGUCAUCGACCACUUCGACGACAUCCCCAAGAAAAAGAAGGCGACCCGGAUGGUGUUCCAGUGCACGUGGCCCGGAUGUCUGUACCUCACCACGACGUGCGCAUCCAUCGAGAGCCAUGUGCGCAACUCGCACCUCGGGCCGCGGACCGCCAGCGGCGGCCCGGCUCCAGGUGCCGACGGGGAGGACGGCGAGGACAUGAGCGACCACGAGGAAGAGUUCUACUACACCGAGGUGGAGCUCGGGCUGCACACGUCGUCGCCGCCCACCCUGUCGCACCGGGACAUGGCGCGCCCUCCGCACGAAGACCCCGAGUACCAGAAGCAGCUCGCCAACGCCGCGGUGCUCAAGGGCUCGUUCGCCCUGAGCAGCAGCCCCGGCGUGGCCUCGGUGGCGUCCAGCGGGCUGGGCUCGAGCGCCGCAUCCAACUCGAGCAGCUCGUCGUCGGUGAGCAGCAACUCCUCGCUGGGCUCGGCGGCGGGCUCGGCGCACUGCGCGUCCCCGGCGGCGCUCAUCCACAUUCCUGCCCAGCUGCCGCCCUGGUCCAGCUCGGCCUCAGCGGCCACCUCACCCGUCAGCAUAAAGACGUCCCCGCUGAAGCACCUCAAGCUGUCCCCGCGCUCGGGCAGCUGUCCCUACCAGCCGGUGCUGUCCGUGUCCGCGCCGGGCACGGCGUACAAGGUGCCCGGGUCCCCGACGCGCAAGGUGCGCGGCGACACCAAGAAGUGCCGGAAGGUGUACGGCAUGGAGCACCGGGACCAGUGGUGCACGCAGUGCAAGUGGAAGAAGGCGUGCACGCGCUUUGGCGACUAGGCUUGCCCGUGCCUUCCCUCCUGCCCGCCGUGCUCUGCAGGGCAUGCCCCACGGCGGCCCCCGUCGCUAGCCUCUUCUAAGAGACCUCCGGCACGUCGGGGUCUUCUUGAGCGGGGUUGUUGACGAUGGGGCCGCCCUGACCGCCCCGGUGUUGGUGAGGGUGCGCUCGGCCGCGGCGGUGUUCCGGUGCUAGCCCGUACCGGCCCCGCCCCGCCCCGCCCUCACGCCGUGCCCGUCAGCCCCGGAGCCAUGCUGAACUCACUGCCCACAGCCUCGGCCUCGGUCCCCCAGGCUGGAUAGAGAAGAUGUUGUACCGGCCACCUUAUUCAUGCCCGGCCACGCGCCUCGCCCCCUUCGACCAGUGUCACCUGCCAAUCACAUACGAUGGACAGUGUAUCGAGCCACCGACAUCCACAUGAAGAUCCAUCAUCAUCAUUUUAGCCAGCGCCGUUCCAUAUUUUUAAUUUUUAAAGGCGGACAAUUUUUACCAUUUGUUUGUUUCAAAUUUUUGAUUGUUUUUAUUUUUGUGUUUCUGUCUUGAUAUUUUUUAUUCACCAUGGAUGGGUGAAAGGUCUCAUUAUUUAUUAUUGUUGAUUGAUUGAUGACAUGUACCUUCAGAGAAUGUAAUGGGCUUUCAAUGGUACUUUAGCGUUCAUGUUAAAAACCAAUCUCAUUCUGUGCUAAAAUCAGUUUUCAGAUUUUAAUUUUUUUACAAGAUGAAAGUAUAUUUUAUAAGUACCUACUUGGGAACAUAAUCAGACCUAUUCUAUUUCGAAGUAUAUUUUUAUAAUGAUUAUAUUCCAAGCAAUUCUACUGUGUGUUGGUACUGACUUGGUCCUUUUGAGCUAAGAGCGCCGUCUUCCAGCGGCUGAGUGACAAUCCUAAUCUGGCAACAGGUCUCAUUCAUGACCUCGACAUUGGCAUUAAAAGUCUGAUAGAGAUCUAAGUAUCGCAGGAUAUCGAAAACCAUGCGAUAAAGUCUAGGCUUUUAUUCCUCUGCCAGAGAGAGUAAGUGUGACACAAGGCUUUCAUAAAUUCCCAAUCAUGGGAUGCCUGUCACACAUUCUCUGUGACUACAGCAAUAAUAUGCAUGUGAUCUGAACAAAGCAAAGAUGACAAGCAAAUUGAAGAAAUCAAGGCUACUUCAUUGUAUCGGCAAUACCUUUACAUAGCCUUAAUAUUUCUGAUCUGUGACCUUUGCUUUGAAUUUAUGUGUUAUGAUCUCUUGAUCAUGUUUCAACGGACAGUGCCAACUUGCAGCUCAAAACCAGGCUAGCUGCAAAUAGCAGAUGUGCUAUACUUGUCCGUACUGAAUUAAUUUUUGCAAACAAUCUUAUUAACCGAGUCUUAAAUUUAAACAUUCUGGCCUCUGUUUUAUCAAAUGUACAUUCCCAUUUACUCUUCUUUAAGAGGGAAAGUAAUCUUACUGAUUGCUGUUGACUGCAUAGGUAAUAUUGGAUUUAUCAACUGGUUUGAUCCAACAUGCCUGUUCUUUCAUUAUCAGAUCCCAGUUACAUUUGUACUUACAUCAAAUCUACUAGUCACCUCACAAACCAUGCUGUUUUUUGUUUUGUUUUUUUCAGAAAAACUAAAACCCAGAAAAAUAUAGUGUCAAGAAAAAUAUUUCUUAGGGUAUCCGGCCCAUUUUGGCUCAUAUACUAGUCAAAGCCUCGCUCUGAUUCAUUGAAUCCAAUUUGAAUGACACUUUAUGUCUAGUAGGAGGAACAGAAUCAGAGGAAUUGUAAAUACUCGCAAUGCAACUCAAUCAACAGUUACCUUUUAUUUUUAUCUACAAGUGAUUUAUUCUGUAUGAAAUUUUUAUAGUGUAUGUGCAGCAAGAGUUGGAGCAGGAGAAUUAUUGGUGUUCAAAUUUCAAGUGAUAACCACAUAGCUGUUCAUUUGCUAAUUUUGCCGAGAGUCAUUUAUGACGAUUCAGUACAGGUUGUGAUUUUUUCCUCCCCUUUGUGUUUCCAAAAGUCCUUCUUAAAUUGUUGCAUUGAAUUUUUAACCAAAAUAUCGUGAGGUGAAAGGCUCUCUUCUUUUCUCUUAAGUAUGAUUCGGCAAUUGCUGUUAUCGAACUAAAUAUGGGUUUUAAAAGAUCUCAUAAUUUAUGAUUUACUACAUAAAGCUGCAAAAUCUUUGUGCAGUGCUUGUGGAGUUUAUUCAAAAAGAUUUGUGCUUUGUUUAUGUAACUCUUGGGAUAUAUUACACAGGGGCAGCUAUCUCAAGUGUAACUAUUGACACCCUUUCAACUUUCAUUGUUGUUUUUGACUCAGCUGCCAUUAUAUUUUUAUGAAUACCAUUCUGCAAGGUAGUCAGUGUCUUUAUGAAAGCAUUUUAAACGGUUUAUUAUAUGUUAUGUUAUUGUUUGUUAAUUAAACUAUCUUAGUUUUGUUUGAUGUUCUCAGAACAGAGUUGUGCGCAUCUUUUGAAGUGCUGGUAGCUUCUGUAUUGUAUGUAGUGCUCAGGGGUAAUGGCAGUUGAGUCAGAGAAAGUGCCUAUGUUCACUAACUGUGCCGAUAGUUGAUAUUGUAAGUAUUAUGAGCCAGGUAAUGCACACUUGCUCUAAGUGAAAGGAUAUGUAUUGUUCCUAGGAGCGCUGGAAGCUUCUCAGGGAGUAGGCUAUGAUACAUGAAAGGGUGUCAAAUUUUGUCACAAGUCAACCGUACAACAAUGUUCAUUGUGCAAAUGCAAUCUUCAUCAAUCAGGGUUUCACCAGCAGAAAAUUAGUUGAUUGCUUUUUUUUCUUUUUAAAGACUCGAAGUAAAGAUGGAGGAUAACAAAUGAAUUUUUGUGGCAUGAAAUACAAUUUAAGGUACGCCCUGUGAAAAGAGCCCUCUUUGUUUGCAAUGCGCUACCCCAACGAAAGUAUUACACUGUACGGGGUUGUCCCUGAAUAGUAUCAUUUUUAUCAUGAAACACCUUUAUUUCACUUCUUAGCUUUAAGUUUAUUACCACGUCAUAAUAUUAUUAAAUCUUUAAUAUAUUUGUUACAUAUAUAAAUAUAUAUUAUAAAUGCGUCUAUAUAUAUUGAUAUUUUAGCUACAGAUUAGGUCUGUGAUGAGUGACCAUUGUACAGUGUAAAAUUUAUCAGAGAGGUAAUAUAUAUAUAUAUACAUAUGCAUGUGUGGGGUGUGCAAGAUUGAUGACCUUGAUAGUCUGGUAAAUUGUUUCUUCAAGGAGAAAAUCUACUUUUCAUGCUGAUUUCCCCAAAGUGUCACUAAUUUACCAAUUCAAUGAUGCCUUGUUCCAUUCAGAAUCUAAAACGGGAAGUUGUUGAGCUCGCAGACUCCUUAUAUGUAUAAUUUACAUAGAAAAAACUAUAUGUAUGUUGAGAAAGGUAUAUAUCCACACACAAAUGUGUAUAUAUGUAUUUAUAUAUACAUAUAUAGAAUGUGUGAAUGUGUUGAUAAAGAUUAUAUAACAUAGCCA